This is a messenger RNA of Salvia splendens (bonfire salvia), 1194 nucleotides long. RefSeq names its product zinc finger MYM-type protein 5. The coding region runs from base 1 to 1194 and encodes 397 amino acids. The record is from RefSeq and is a predicted model, not a curated record. The transcript is spliced from 3 exons. NCBI's taxonomy places the organism in Eukaryota, Viridiplantae, Streptophyta, Magnoliopsida, Lamiales, Lamiaceae.
AUGUCAACAAGGAAGUAUGCAUCAGGUAGUGAAAAAAGGAAAAAGAGGAAGCGAGUAGAUGAAUUGAUAGAAUCGCAAAGAGGAGCUAUGGACAAAUUUUUUUCAAACAGAACAAGUACAGGCACGUCCAGAAACCCAGAUGAGUUGGCGCUUAUUGUUGUGGAGGAGCAAACUAAUCCUAAUUUAGAAGACGAGGUCCCGAUGCAGGAUAAUGAUGACAACUAUGUAAGUGAUCAUGACCAGCCUGCUACAGAACCUGCUAGUAGUCAUGAACAAUUUGUUUAUACCACGGAUAUUUAUGAUCCAAGAAAUUGGAAUAGUCUUGAUAACAAAGCUAGAGACAUAUUAGUGGAAAAGGGUCCUAUUAGAGAAGAAAAUAUUGUGUUCCCCAAGGAUGGCAACGCAAGACAUUUUUCAUAUGCCCACUACUCUAGGAAAAUGAAAAAUGGAGAGGUGCGUGACAGAAAAUGGUUAGUUUAUUCCAAGCAUGUUGAUAAAGUGUUCUGUUUUUGCUGUAAGAUUUUCAACUCAAGAAGUUGCAAAAGUUCUUUGGCACAUGAUGGGUUUGGAGAUUGGAAGCAUAUCAUUGACAGACUGAAAGAUCAUGAAACUAGUGUGGAGCAUAUCACCAAUAUGAAUACUUGGAAUGAACUGAGAGCUAGAAUGGGCAAAGAUGAAACAAUUGACAAAGAGAUACAAAAAGAAAUCAAGAGGGAGCAAGAACGCAUAAGGCAAGUUUUAUUAAGACUAGUUGCCAUUGUGAAGUUUCUUGGUAAACGCAGCUUGGCUUUUAGAGGAUCUAAUGAGCAGCUUUAUAAUGAUCAAAAUGGUAAUUUCUACGCUUGUGUUGAGAUGAUUGCAGAAUUUGAUCCUGUCAUUAGGGGUAAGCGUGUGCCAGUGAAGGGAACUUUCUAUUCCGGCAACAAAGAUAUUAAAAGUACUAGUUGGGUCAUCUGCAUAUUCAUGCCCACGCUCAAUAAAUACUGUGAUCUUGGAUACGCCAAGGUCGAAGUUGUCCAAGGUUGGGGCGGGGAUUACUUUGCUACAUUUCAAAUGAUGGGUGUCCUGAGAGUCGGUCCCUUUUAUGAGAUUUAUAUAUUUGCCGACAAGGACAAGAAAGGGAAAGGGAAAGGGAAAGGGAAAGAGAAAGAGAAAGAGAAGGUUGAAGGCAAAGAAUUUGGAGCAUGUUCUUGA